CAACAUGCGACCAAGAAAAAAAAAAACAAAAAAAAUAAAAAAGCGACCUCUCCAAACACCCAAAAGCAAACAAACAACCACCACCUCACUUGGCGUACCAUUCAAAGCAACCAUAGUCGAACUCGGGUUGGCUAUUAAACCCGGUCCAUCGGAUUUCUCCACUCUCUAUUGGAACUUCAAUCGCCGGCGUUCAACUACUGCGUAUACAAAUACAAUACACAAAAGUAGAACAAGAAAUUCCUGCUUUUAAUCUGAAUGGAUCAGUCCGAAGGUGGAGAGCCCUUACUUUCGGAUCCUGUUAUUGUCAACGGAACUGUAACGCCGGUUACACUCACCGCCGCCGGCGAAUUACGGUGGUCUGAGGGCGGCAGCCACCGGUGCUUGGCGGUGGAGAAGGAGGUUCUCGGGUUCUCCAUAGAAGGGUCAAGAAUUAAAAUCAGGGCUGUUGUUAAAGGUGGGGAUGAGAUCUGCUGUGUCGGGCGCAGGGGAGCUCUGAUGAGGAAGAGCUUCAUUUUCGAGCCAUCAUCAGAGGUUUCGCUGCGACUCUGGUGCCAAAAGCUUCAAGAAUUCAUCGAUUCUCUUGGUAGGCCGAAGAAACUAUUUAUACUAAUGAAUCCAUUUGGAGGAAAGAAAUCUGCAUCGAAGAUUUUUCUUGAUGAUGUGAAACCACUGUUUGAGGAUGCUAACGUUGAAUUUACGGUGCAAGAAACUAAAUACCAGCUUUACGCAAAAGAAGUGGCUAAAACAUUGGAUAUCUCAAAAUAUGAUGGAAUUGUUUGCGUUAGUGGGGAUGGAAUAUUAGUUGAGGUAGUAAAUGGACUGCUUGAAAGAGAGGAUUGGGAAUCUGCUAUAAGGAUGCCUCUUGGAGUAGUACCUGCAGGUACUGGAAAUGGCAUGGUAAAAUCUAUUCUGGAUUCUGUUGGUGAUCCCUGUACUGCAUCUAAUGCUACUCUUGCUAUUAUUCGAGGGCAUAGGCGUUCACUGGAUGUCGCUACUAUCUUGCAAGGGGAGACCAGAUUUUUUAGUGUGUUGAUGCUUGCAUGGGGUCUUGUGGCAGAUAUUGAUAUUGAGUCUGAGAAGUAUAGAUGGAUGGGAAGUGCUCGUCUAGAUGUCUAUGCUCUUCAACGAAUAUUUCAUCUUAGGAAAUAUGAUGGCCGUAUAUCUUUUGUGCCUGCUCCUGGGUUUGAAGCUUAUGGAGAGCCAAGCUGCCAAAAAGGUGAAUCUAGAGGUGAAGUCAGCAUCUGUAAUCCAAGUCAAGGGGAGAAUAUUGAUGUUCAGAAAUGUGGCUACUGUGGUCCUAAUGUUGAUGUUGAGAGUUUAAGUUGGAGGAAGCUUGAUGGGCCGUUUGUUUCAAUCUGGCUUCAUAAUGUUCCAUGGGGUGCUGAAGACACCCUGGCAGCACCUGAUGCCAAGUUCUCAGAUGGUUAUUUGGAUUUGGUCAUGAUUAGGAAUUGCUCAAAGUUAUCCUUGCUAACAUUGAUGACUGAUUUGAAUAAUGGAGGUCAUGUCAAAUCUCCACAUGUCCUAUACCUUAAGGUGAAAGCAUUUGUUUUGGAGCCUGGCCCACGAACUGGGGACCCGACCAAGGAAGGGAUCAUAGACGCAGAUGGUGAGGUCUUAGCCAGAGGGAAGGGAACAUUCAAGUGUGAUCAGAAAACCCUGAUGGCAUAUGACAAGCUCCAAAUUACAGUGGAUCAAGGUUUAGCGACUCUAUUUACCCCAAUUUAGAAUUCUAUCUUGGUUUUUCAUGGAUCUGAUUUUGUGGUUAUACUGUUAAAUACCGAAAAGAAAAAGUAACUGCCACUGGUUGGUGAUAAAUUCUGUUUGUAUAGAAUCACAAAAGGAGAGAGAGAAAAAAAAUAAAAAUAGAAAAACAUUUUUUAAGUUUCAGAAGUUGCUUGUAGCAUGCUUUUUGGGCAAUGCUAGUUCUUCUCUUGCUUCAAGUUUAAAGUUGACUUAUAAAGUUUUGAUUGAACUA
Cornus florida is the source of this 1978-nucleotide messenger RNA. RefSeq names its product sphingosine kinase 2. Bases 256 to 1728 code for a protein of 490 amino acids. Gene Ontology annotation, biological process: sphingosine biosynthetic process. The record is from RefSeq and is a predicted model, not a curated record. Lineage: Eukaryota; Viridiplantae; Streptophyta; Magnoliopsida; Cornales; Cornaceae. The transcript is spliced from 10 exons. Gene Ontology annotation, molecular function: kinase activity. Gene Ontology annotation, cellular component: cytoplasm; membrane; intracellular membrane-bounded organelle.